Rhipicephalus microplus (southern cattle tick) is the source of this 5681-nucleotide messenger RNA. Its product is annotated as E3 ubiquitin-protein ligase AMFR. Gene Ontology annotation, molecular function: ubiquitin binding; ubiquitin protein ligase activity. Gene Ontology annotation, cellular component: ubiquitin ligase complex; cytosol; endoplasmic reticulum. Gene Ontology annotation, biological process: ubiquitin-dependent protein catabolic process; protein K48-linked ubiquitination; endoplasmic reticulum unfolded protein response. Lineage: Eukaryota; Metazoa; Arthropoda; Arachnida; Ixodida; Ixodidae. The record is from RefSeq and is a predicted model, not a curated record.
AAGGAAGUAGUGCGGAGGUGAAUCCCUGCGGCGCAACGUGAUGCGUUUGUGACUCGCAGUACGGCCCACGAAAAAGCCCUUGUAAGUCGUCUUCAGUACCCUGUUUUCUGCCGCGAGAUAAAAAACGUACUUUUUGUUUGGCACUGACCGAACGCCUAAAAUUUACCAGUCGCGGGCAGCCAAUCAAACGUGCUCUAUUUUCAUCGGCGUAGUAGUACCCAGCUCGCCUCUCGCGCAGUGUUCGACAUCUGAUGAAGAAAAAAAUGAUGUCAGGUUAGAAAGUGGCUGUCGUUCCUUUCUUCGAGACUGAGAAAUGCCGACGUUUCUAGACAUUUGGUGAUCUUCGAGGUACGAACCCAGCCUGGAGCCAAGCAUGCCGGCGAUUCUGUUGGAUCGGUUGCCCCUGCCGAGCUUGCAGGCGUACACGGUCAUCAGCGUCUUGCUGCUAUCGGGAUCGGUUUAUUAUGCCUUUCAAGUCACCUCGCAGCUGGAAUGGAAGAUCAACGCGACGUUCAACUUUGACUUCACCACGGAUAUUGAUACCUCGAUGACUGUGGGCAACCUUACUUUCGUGAGCAACCAUCAGCUUACGCUUGAACAGUUUCUGUUGGAGCAUCACUGCAUACGGCGGCUGUUGGAGAUCGUUUACUUCAUGUUUCAAGAACCACUCUGCGUAUGGACUCUGAUCAACAUGGCCUAUUGCUGCCUGAUUCUGAUUGGAAAAGUCAUACAGAAGCUUGUGUUCGGCGAGCUUCGUGUCUCCGAGCAGCAGCACAUGAAAGACAAGUUCUGGAACUUCGUCUUCUACAAAUUUAUCUUCAUUUUUGGUGUGAUGAACGUUCAGUACAUGGAUGAAGUGGUUCUCUGGUGCAGCUGGUUUUCUGUCCUGGGUUUCCUCCACCUCCUGGCUCAACUUUGCAAGGAUCGAUUUGAAUAUCUCUCAUUUUCUCCAACCACACCAAAGUUGACACACAUACGCCUGCUUGCACUGCUGUGUGGCAUCCUGCUCCUUUCAUUGGGCCUUUUUGCUGUAUGUGUUGUGGUGGGCCUACACGCAGGUGCCAACACAUUUGCUUUUAUGGCAGCUGAGUGUUCACUCGUCACAGUACGAACAUUGUACGUGAUAGUGAGGUAUGGGAUCCACCUAUGGGAUAUCCACUGUGACAAAGUGUGGGAAAACCGUGCUGCGUAUGUGUAUUACGCCGAGCUCUGCUUUGAGUUGACAGCCCUUGCCAUCGAUUUCUGUCAUGAUCUCCACAUGCUGCUCUGGGGAAACAUUUUCCUUUCGAUGGCCAGCUUGGUGAUCCUGAUGCAAUUGCGGUAUCUGUUCUAUGAAAUCCAGAGACGUGUCAAAAAACACAAGAACUACUUGAGGGUUGUGAAGCAUAUGGAAGCCAACUAUCCAAUGGCUACAACAGAUGAACUGGAAAAAAAUAGUGAUGAUUGUGCAAUCUGCUGGGACCACAUGGAGUCUGCAAGAAAACUUCCUUGUGGCCAUCUCUUCCACAACUCAUGUCUGCGAUCAUGGUUGGAGCAGGACACAUCGUGCCCAACAUGCCGGAUGUCCCUGUCUGAGCCAGGAGGAGCCUUGGCUGGAGAGAGCCUACGAGAUGAGAGCCGUAACACCGCAUUGCUGUUAGGGGCUCUCGGAGGUCAAGAGGAUGCUCCACGGCUACAACAGAAUGCUACCACAAACCACUUUUUCCACUUUGAUGGUUCACGCUACGUCAGUUGGCUUCCCAGCUUUUCUGUAGAAGUAACACAUACCAACCUCCUUGGCGGGCAGCCACCACCUCCUGUACAGACCUCACAGCUUGACAACAUGGCUCGCCAGGUGCAACAGAUGUUCCCAGGUAUGCCAUUAAACACCAUUGUCGAAGACCUGCGGAGCACUCGGUCUGUCGAGCUUACAAUUGAAAACAUUCUAGAUGAACGCCUCGUAGCACCUCCUACAUCCAUGUAUCAAACUGCUGUGCCAAGAAACAGUCGAGGCACAGUUUACCAUGCUGGUUUUCAGAAUCAUGGGCUAGACACUCACAAAGAAGCACUUGCAGAUGAGAGAUUUCCAAGAAACUCUUCUGCAAGUGCUCUGGAUUCCAGUUCCGCAAUGUUUCUUGAAGAUCCUGAACCAUAUUCCCAGGCUGAGGAAGCAUCCACAUCAGGGGACAACAGCAUGGGACCACAAGUUGGUGGCCGCUUCUCCAAAUCACCUAGUGAGAGAGAACGCAUGCUGUCACGGAGGAAAGAGGAGCUUCUCAAAAUGGCCCGCAAGAAAUUUCUGGAUCGAUCAAAAGGCGGACCUUCACUCCAAAACCUACGGCUGGCGUCAGACCUGUCGAGCAUGCCUCUCAGCCAGGCCCACCGACGGUCGCGCCAGCCUCACUUGGGAUCUUGAGGGAGGGAGACCUGCCUCAGUGUGGGCUGUGAGGUGCCCUUGUGGACAUCACACCCAUUUUGUACAGUCGGUCAACUGUAGUGAGACUGGUGUUCUCAUGGUCACUGUUAAAUCACAUGGACAUCGUUGCAAACAGAAGAAAGCAGUAGCCUUCUUGAAAGUCUUAGAAAGAUUCUGCAGUGAGCUUCUUUUUUUUUUUUUCCUUCUUAUAAGUCUGAACACGUGCAUGUGUGUGUGUGUGUGUGUGUGAAAAUGUGCAUUCGAUCUUCUGGUGAUGCCAUCCUGCAUAUCGGCCAUUCGUGCACAAUGAAGCAUCUUCUGACUGUGGGUGCUACAAGUGUGUUCUCCAAAUCCAAUGUCUACAGACUCUUAUGUGUUUUCGGCAUCGUACUCUGCAACCGGGAACAUUUAAAGGCAGCCAAGCCAGGACAGGUGGAGAUGUCCAGUUGUGUGCUGUGCUUUGUGGGAGCUUGGUAACUGCAUUUGUGUUCAUUUUUGCAUGGAUAUGCUCUCCUCAGCAAGCUAGCCUCCAGAUUGGACACCAGUUUUCUGACCGUCAAAAUAUUUUCCUUAUGCACACUACUGGCUGUGGAGAUCUGCAUGCACAAGAAGGCAUAUGUAUUUUCAUCCAGAUUUAGGGGGAAAAUUAUUCAGUAAUGAUAGUAUAGUAGCUAGCUACUUUCAUGGGCAGUUGCCUACUGGUUUCUGGUAAUGCACCACUAAUGCCUACACAUGCAACAGGAAGUCUUGGGAGAUGGUGCUUCACAAGCAUUGUUCAUUCUCCUGGAUCAACACAUGCAAAAGAUUUUGUCUAAAUUAAGAUUUGUGCCUGUAACUUGCUGUUUGUAACACAUAGGGUUUCCUUGCAGAAGUUCUUUAUUAAAUUACAUUAUUUCAGUGCAUUUGACUGGUCUUUUGAAGCCUCAAUCUUUCCAAGCUUUGUCUUUUUUACAUUAUAAUGAAAUGCUUGUUUAAUAGACUCUUCCAUAACAUCCUCUAGAAUUUUUUGCUCCUUCGCAUACAUUCACCAAUUUACCUAUUUCCCCCAGCUUAAAGGGGUGGCGCCAUCAAAUUUCGAGGUCAAAAAAGCUCCUUGUGGGUUUCCUCUGUAUGCUAGGACACUCCUUGUGAAAUGUUGGACACAGCAGACAUUUAGAAUAUAUUUUAAUUUACCUCCAAAGUGUACUUAAAUGCUCAUUCUCUCUACUGAAGCCAUCGCAAGCACAUUCAAAACUAUUGUAGCUCUGUAGGAAUGACAACGAAAGUUGUAGUGACGUCGCACCAUGUUUGUAGUGAGCGUAGGCUUCCCCUUCUGAGGGAGACAAAGGUUCAGGUUCAUCGCAGUGCACCCCCUCCCUGUUAUGUCAAUGUAUGGGGCUGACUUUGCACCAUACCCCCUUAAAUCACAGCACCCUUUUUCUAUUAUGUCAGUGUGUGGGGCUGUUUGCAACCCCCCCCCCUUGCAGGCGACUAUGGUGGUGGCCACCCCCUUACACCCUUCCCGUGUGCACGCCUAGUAGUGCAGUGAGUGACCUCCAAAGACCUCCGCCACGUACGUACAGGCAAAGCAUCGCAGCUGCUGCACGUUUGUUUUGCGGAUGCAUGUGUGGCAGAUGUUUGCGAGAGCAGACGAUAAUCAGCACGUCUGCACAGCCUUAUGUGGUCACAUGACCAAACCACCUAUACUGCUAGAUCUCAGCCAAAUUCGGCGCCCAGAUACCGAAACCGAAAACUGUCCACAUAAAAAAGGCGAUAUUGAAUUAUUUACCGAGAAUAAAAUAAUCUUAAUUCGUGUAUAUCAUGCUGCUCAGAGCUAUAAGAAAUGCUUGCAGCAAAGAACGCGCAAGCCACAAUUAUGGUGGCACCACCCCUUUAAUGCCACAUUUGCUUUAAUGGCUGUUGUGCAACACAGCCGUCUACCUUAUCUGUACUGUUGAACAAGCACAAGAACAAAGAAGCAUUUUAGAUGUCUUUUUUUUAGUUAGAUUAAUAAGCACCACGUUAAGUACUCCAGAAAGGCAGGAAGUUGCUUUUGUUUUUACUGGUUCUCAUGAAGCAAACUAGUUUUCAAUUAUGCUGAAUCGAAACUUUACAUUGUGCAAGAAGAAACAUGUGUACUUAAUAUAUUGCGAAUUGUGUACUGGAUAGACGUAAGUGCUUCUGCCAUCGAAAGAAUACUGCAGUGGCUGUCUAACGUAAAUUUAGCAUUGCUACCAAAUAUUGUGCUAAUGUUAAAGAGCAUAAUUGUCAAGUAGCCUGCUUUGUUAUUCAUAGCUUAUGCUGUUUUUAUUUUUGUUAGAGCGUCAUGUGUUUGCUUUGACAGCUAUGGCGCAUCUUAUUUCCAGGCAAAUCUUUUCCAAGCCAGCUUGUCAUGUCUGCUUUGAAAUCUUUUUAAACUUAACUGCUAAUGAGCGAUGCUACUUACUUGCUGCACUGUUCACUGUGUACCUUACCGAUUGACUAUCAUGCUUCUCAGAUUUUUAUUUUAAGGCUGCUGAGGGUAUGUGAGGGUUGUUAGUGUGUUUAUGAGCCAAAGAUAUGUGCUUGCAAUUCACCUAUGGCAUGAGAUAUGGUAGAGUACUUUGCUACUGGCAUAUUCAGAGGUCUUGUGAAUCAACCUUUUCUCUUUUUUUUUACAUGUAGUUGUGCAUGUAUUUAUGUUAUUGUCUGUACAGUGUUUUUCCCAACAGGUUAAGUUAAAGGGCAAAUAUGUUGCUUUCACCCUAGCUUUUUGUAAAUCUUGCUUCUAUGAAAAGUGAAUAAAGUUGUUGCUCAAAGUAAAUAGACACCUUUAGUGCAGCACACUAUGUUAUGCAGAGAAAACUCUCAGCAGAGCAUUAUAUAAUUUAUGGUAGCUACACAAACAUGGAAAAAAAGGAAAGCUUGCCUAUUUUUCAAAGUGUCUAAUAUCAAUAAUACUCUUGUGUUUCUGUGAACUUUUGGCAUACUUUGUCAUUUUCACAAGCUUUCUAGGAAGCUAUGUUACAAGCUGUCGGUACUGAUAUUGAGCUCUUCAUUUAAUCUACUUCGUGUGUUGGGGAGGUUACGAGGUUGUGAGCACUGUGGAGUAUGAACAGAAUUGUAUUUGACAAACAUAGUAACAGUUGACCCAUGAUACCUUAUAGACGGCCAACCUUGUCAGGUUGGUGCCAUCAUUGAACUAUUAUGCAUAAUUGCCAAUUGUAUUGAAAAAAUCAAUACAAUCGGAAUGUAAUAAUGGAAACUAUUCAUUGCGUAUAUCCUUCCUUGAAAUAUUGGAAAAUGAAUAAAAGUUGUCCUAAAACAA